UUUAUUUGCAUCAGGUUAAGCAAAAUGCAGGCUCCUUUGGCUCUCCUCAGCUCUCCAGCUCUGUUCCGCUGCUGUUCCAGGGCUCUGGCCAGACCAGCUUCAGUGUCUGUUUUCAGCAGGCCUGAGGUUCAGACGGUUCAGCCAGCCGGCGCUUCCCGCCCGCCGCUGACCCGCCGCGAGUUCCAGACCAGUGCUCUUUCCAGGGAUAUUGACACUGCUGCGAAGUUCAUCGGUGCCGGCGCUGCCACGGUCGGGGUGGCUGGUUCAGGAGCGGGUAUCGGGACGGUGUUUGGCAGCUUGAUCAUUGGCUAUGCCAGGUAA
Molecule: messenger RNA, 321 nt
Organism: Pygoscelis adeliae (Adelie penguin)
Lineage: Eukaryota; Metazoa; Chordata; Aves; Sphenisciformes; Spheniscidae
Product: ATP synthase F(0) complex subunit C1, mitochondrial-like
Exons: 3
Coding region: 25-321 (98 amino acids)
Biological process (GO): proton motive force-driven ATP synthesis
Molecular function (GO): proton transmembrane transporter activity
Source: RefSeq, a predicted model, not a curated record